UAUUUAAGUCCUAUAGAGCGCAAUAAGCAUCUAGUGCACCAUGAGUGCAUCAAACUGGGCACCUAUGUGAGUGCAACGAAUUUAACAUCAAAUGUCUCAAUGUAACGCAAGUCACAAGCGAUUAUCAGUGAAGUAUGUCGAGGCCCUUAUCUGUCGUAUCCCUUGUCUAGGUUUGGUCUAGUCUAGUCUAUGGUAUUUAUUUUUGGAAGUCAAGUCAGUGUAGUGGAGAGUAGUAUGUGCGAUGAAAUAUUUUUUUGUCUUUUGGUAUCAAUUUUAUCAGUGUCCUCUUCAGUUACCAAAGUAGAAGCAACAAGUGUUUAAAUAUAUCAUCGUUCACAACUCAGUGUAAUUAUGAACAGGAAUCCAUAAGUCAUUUUGGUCCCUUCAAUCGUCUCGCAAAUUCCGGAAAUUGUUUGACAUCCUGUCGUAAUUACGUGUUUUAUGCUACCAGAAGCAAAGAGGACAUUCAAAAUCACAAAUUCAUAACAUGGUGCUAGAGUUUCUACACAAUGUCAACUGAAAGUUGCUUAGUAAAAGCAAUCUACUCAUUCAAAGGCAAGAAUAAUGACGAACUGUGUUUCAAAAAGGGUGAUAUUAUCACCGUUACUCAGAAGGAGGAAGGGGGCUGGUGGGAAGGUACCUUAGGGGAAACCACUGGGUGGUUCCCUAGUAAUUAUGUUACAGAAUGUAAAGAUCAAGCUGGAUCUUUAACUACAUCUCCUAUUAGAGCAGCAUCUGAAAUUCAAGCAUUUAGAAAUGUUGUCCUCAAAGACAUCAUUGAUUCAGAAAAGGCACAUGUGGCCGAGAUGCAGGGGCUGGCCAGUAAUUUCCUACAACCCCUGGAGAAUAGUGAUAUGCUAACAAGAGAUGAAUUCAAGCAAUUGACUGGUAAUAUAGAUGAGGUGCUACAAACUCAUGAACAGUUCCUUUCCCUGUUAGAAGAAUGUGCAACCAAAACAGGCCCCGACCAGCGGGUGGGUGGCCUUUUCCUGCAAUGGGCUCCAAAGAUAAAAUCAGUGCAUCAAACAUACUGUGCUGGCCACCCUAAAGCAGUGUGCAUCCUCGACAAAUACAAGGAGGAACUUAACACAUGGAUGGAGAAUGCUGGUGCCGUAUGCCCUGGAGUGUUAGUACUAACAGCAGGACUAUCCAAGCCAUUCCGUCGCCUCAGCAAGUACCCGGCGAUGCUACAAGAGCUGGCACGACAUGUUCACGAGGCACAUCCGGACAGGGGCGACACACAUCGCGCUUCAGUUGUUUACAAAGAUAUAGCUAGUGGCUGCGCAGCAUUACGGCGGCAAAAAGAGCUAGAGCUCCAAGUAGUAACAGGAGAAGUGCGCGGAUGGCCCGGUGGCGAGCUGGCGGCACUAGGCGAUGUCUUGCACAUGGGAAGUGUAGCGGUGGGCCCUUCGCACCAAGACCGGUACCUCGUGCUUUUCCCUUCCGCGCUUCUUUUGCUGUCUGUUAGUAAGAGGGUGUCCGCGUUUGUAUAUGAGGGUUGUCUGCCACUCACCGGUAUAACAGUCUGCAAACUGGACGACUCUGAAACAAGGAAGAAUGCAUUUGAAAUUAGUGGUCCAAUGAUAGACACCAUAGUAGCGGUGUGUCAGACACGAGCGGAGGCCGAUAACUGGGUCAGUUUGUUGCAAAAACAUUCGAACAACAGCAUUCCUGUUCAUGAACCUGGACAGCCGCAAUCGCUGCCACAUAUGGCCAUGACAGACGGCAAUAACCCUGAUUUAUCGUCGGGUCUAACCAGCCACAAAAGAUCACACUCAUUCAACAACCAUCAAAGCUAUUCGCAGCAUAACCAGCAAACGUCAAAAAGUAAACAAAAAAAUCAGUCGGCACGCUGGCUUUUAAAUUCUUGCGACUCUAUUGAUCAGUCGCCUGCCAAACCAAAUAAAAAUGCUAUCGGCAAAAAAUUCUCAUCCGUUGAUUUCAUCGACACGGCGGGAUCGAACUACAGCAAUAAAGGGUGGAGUAUAACAUGUUUGCGCCCUGCGCCGCCCCUGCGGCCGCAAUCCUUUACGGUGGGAUCCGAUGAGAACAUAGGCCCGACGCAUCCGUAUGCACCACAUCAACGAAAGUCAAAUUCCUAUGAAGAAGACGCUCUUAUUCUCAAGGUCAUCGAAGCCUAUUGCACUUCGGCGCGCUGUAGAAAUGCUGUAAGUUCUGUACCCAAUAUACCACUGGAGAUAUUCGAGGCUACAAGGAGGAGACAUGCCAAGUCAAGAAACCGUAUUAUCAUGGAUUGCGGUCACUUGUCUCUUGGUAAAGUACAAUAUCACGCACCCGCUUCUAACAUUUUUCACUAUAACUACACUAAAUUGCCUAUCGUCCAAAGAAGUGACACCCCUGACUACGUAGGCUGCAGCAAGUCUUCGAAAGUGAAGCGUAACAAAAGCUCAGCUGCCGACACUUACCUGUACCGCGGCCCCGAGACGAGGAGGCUGCUCUCGGAACGCAAGUUCCAGAUGAACCGUUCUAACCCGAAUCUAUGGGAAUGUUCAGAGGAGCGCAGGCAGAAGCUGUGCGAGGGUCGGGAACGGCGCAGCGGGUCGCACCCGAGCCUCGCGGCGGCGCUGCGCGCGGUCGCUCCCGCCUCCGCGCCCGCGCCCGCCCCGCUCGGCGCUCCCCGCGCCGCUCGCUCAGCACGGUCCUCCACUUGGUGCUGCGGAUCUUUCGUCAAACAACUCACCAAAUCUCACCACUUCGACUGACACAAGUAGUUCCUCUCUUUUUCGAUCAUUUGACCCUGGUCCUCAAAAGGCGUCUAUCAUUCAAUUAAUCCAUCAUUAAAAAUUACAUGAAUGUGCGUGAACAAUUGAACAUUGACCCAGUUUUAAUAUUAUUAUUAUUACUAAACGAUGACUCAUACUAAUGACAUUUACUUAGGACUAAAAGAAAUUGAUUCUGUUCGUACCAUUAUUUUUAAUGGAUGUGGCUCUGUAACGAUUUAACCAAAGCGAUAUUUAAAAAAAGUGUUAAAGUUCUAGUUUAACCAUGAUUCGAAUUGGAAAUAAGACGGGAGGAACCCUACCUGGGUGUAAUUUAGCAUAGUAAAGGAAACUACAUUUUCUAGUCAGAAAAGUAUAUUUUGGAAAUAUUAUCGUCUUAUUUUCUUUUGCGAAAGCUAAUGUGACUGGCUUGUUAUCGCCUUAACACGCGUAUAUAUAUUACUAUAACGAGUGCAGUAUUAUUAAUAUAUUAGGUUAGAUUUACAAAUCAAUUUAAUUUUAUAGGUUGGCUUUUUGAUUGUAUUAUAGAUAAUAAAAUUGAUGGUGCAUAUUGGAUGUAAUAAUAUAAAAUGCAUGCGCAUUGAAUUGUGUAGAACAUUAUUUAUACUAAUAUGUUGGGAGUAGUCCUUAGUCCCGGGUUUAAGGUGUGACAUGGUAGGUGAAGCUUUAUGAAAAUUGCGUCAGUAUCCAAAACGGCUCGCAGUUUCAUUUCUCAGGUGAGACUAUUUCGGGAGCAGUGGCAGCAGCCCGCCGUUACUAUAUUAAUGAUUUAGUGCUAUAAGGAGCGUUUUGUGCUUUGUAACGUUCCUAACUACAAAAGUGAAUCUGUUUAGCUUAAACCAAAAAUCAAACUCACCUGUAGGUACUUAUCGCGCGUUAGGGAACAAAUUCGAGUAUUUUUGAGAACGUAUUCCAAAAACGUUUACUACUUAUAUGUAUUUUACAAUAUUUUCUUUAAUUUGUAAAGUUUGUAUACAAGAAGCAUACCUAUGUCAUAUUGUUAAAACAAUAUGUAUAUUGUCUUAACCAUCUAUCAAGUCGAUUUGAUAAUUGAAGAAGAUGCUUUAAAAUAGAAUUACACAUUAUUUUUGAUUUGGGCGUGUUAGAAUCAUCGCAGUGAGAAGUUAUAGGCUGUGCCAAGUGUAGUUCAGCUAGCAGAAAAAGCUUUUAUCGAAAAUUAAAUUUUAGCAGAAGCUUUUAUAAACUACUAACUACUACUAACUUAAAUAUACUAGUAAAUUUAUAUGCGUAUCACAAAAAAACGAAAACAGAAAAAGAUAAAUAUCAGUUUAAACGUCUAUGUUUAUGCUCGUUUCAAAAUACUUUAUUGAAAGAUACGUGUGUCGCUCAAAAUUUAGCAUGCGUGAUGAGUAACACACGGUGCGUGCGACAGGUUAGAU
This is a messenger RNA of Cydia pomonella (codling moth), 4141 nucleotides long. Its product is annotated as rho guanine nucleotide exchange factor 7-like. The coding region runs from base 510 to 2723 and encodes 737 amino acids. The record is from RefSeq and is a predicted model, not a curated record. NCBI's taxonomy places the organism in Eukaryota, Metazoa, Arthropoda, Insecta, Lepidoptera, Tortricidae. The transcript is spliced from 11 exons. Gene Ontology annotation, molecular function: protein binding; guanyl-nucleotide exchange factor activity.